Molecule: messenger RNA, 2223 nt
Organism: Salvelinus namaycush (lake trout)
Lineage: Eukaryota; Metazoa; Chordata; Actinopteri; Salmoniformes; Salmonidae
Product: BTB/POZ domain-containing protein 9-like
Exons: 11
Coding region: 216-2069 (617 amino acids)
Biological process (GO): adult locomotory behavior; modulation of chemical synaptic transmission; circadian behavior
Molecular function (GO): protein binding
Source: RefSeq, a predicted model, not a curated record
UGCCCACAAGAUGAAGCGAAAUUAUAUCGCCCUUCAUGAUCUGCAUGCGAACAUCAUCCACGGAAUUACGCGGUUAAAAUAGACGAGAGGGCUGACAACCUGGAGAAGAUGGUAAAGGAGAACGCAUUAUGCGUCUGUGAAUGUUGCAUCAAACGGGGUUCCAGAAGAGACCAACGAAAAUGUAAAGAUGUGACGGCGCCGUCUUGCUGUGUGCCAUGAGUAACAGCCACCCCCUGCGGUCACUGACCUCGGUGUCAGAGAUAGACCACCUGCACCUACUGUCGGAGCACCUGGGCGCUCUGGUGUCUGGCGAGGAGUACAGUGAUGUCACCUUUGUUGUCGAGGGGAAGCGCUUCCCUGCCCACCGGGUCAUCUUGGCGUCACGGUGCCAAUAUUUCAGAGCCAUGCUCUUUAAUGGCAUGAAGGAGUCUCAGCCCCAGGCCGAGGUGCCCCUGGAGGACACGCAGGUCGAGGCAUUCUCCAUGCUCCUGCAGUACCUGUACACGGGCCGGGCGAGCCUGAGUACGGCCCGCGAGGAUGUUUUGCUGGACUUCCUGGGCCUGGCGCACCGCUACGGCCUCCAGCCACUAGAGGACAGCACCUGUGAGUUUCUGCGCACGGUGCUGCACACGCAGAAUGUUUGCUUGGUGUACGAUGUGGCCAGCCUCUACUGCCUGGGGGGCCUGGCGCAGGCGUGCUGCGCCUACAUGGACCGGCAGGCGCCCGAGGUGCUUGCAUCAGACUGCUUCCUCACUCUCUCUAAGACUGCUCUUCUGGCUGUGGUGCAGCGGGACUCGUUUGCCGCCACUGAGCGGGAGAUCUUCCAGGCGCUGUGCCGCUGGUGCCGGCACAACUGUAACAACGAGGUGGCAGCGCAGGAAGUGAUGUCGGCAGUGCGCCUGCCCCUCAUGAGCCUGAUGGAGAUGCUAAAUGUGGUGCGGCCCUCUGGCCUCCUCAGUUCCGACAACUUGCUCGACGCCAUUCAGACGCGCUCGGAGAGCCGCGACAUGGACCUUAACUACCGAGGCAUGCUCAUCCCCGAGGAGAACAUUGCCACCAUGAAGCACGGUGCCCAGGUGGUGAAGGGCGAGCUGAAGUCGGCGCUGCUGGACGGAGACACGCAGAACUAUGACCUGGACCACGGCUUCUCCCGGCACCCCAUCGAGGAGGACGGGAGCGCAGGCAUCCAAGUCAAGCUGGGCCAACCCUACAUUGUCAACCACGUCCGCCUGCUGCUGUGGGACCGCGACAGCAGGUCGUACUCUUACUAUGUGGAGGUGUCUAUGGAUGAGCUGGACUGGGUGCGUGUAGUGGACCACUCCAAGUUACUCUGUCGUUCCUGGCAGAGUCUAUUCUUCACAGCGCGUGUCUGCAGGUAUGUACGCAUUGUGGGGACACACAACACCGUGAACAAGGUGUUCCACCUGGUGGCCUUUGAGUGCAUGUUCACACAGCGACGAUACGUUCUGGAGAAAGGACUCCUGGUCCCCGACCGUAACGUGGCAACCAUCGCAUGCGGGGCCAGUGUGAUCGAGGGUGUGAGCCGGAGCCGCAACGCCCUGCUCAACGGGGACACCUCCAACUACGACUGGGACUCGGGCUACACCUGCCACCAGCUGGGCUCAGGGGCCAUCGUCAUCCAACUGGCCCAGCCCUACAUGUUGGGCUCACUCAGACUGCUGCUCUGGGACUGUGAUAACCGCAGUUACAGUUACUACAUCGAGCUGUCCACCAACCAGCAGCAGUGGACCAAGGUGGUGGACCGUACCAAAGUGGCUUGCAGGUCUUGGCAGACGCUGGUGUUUGACAAGCACCCCGCCUCCUUUGUGCGCAUCGUGGGGACCCACAACACAUCCAACGAGGUGGGGAGAGAUGAGCAGGCUCGGGAAGUGUUCCACUGCGUCCACUUCGAGUGCCCCGCCCAGCUCGACACAGAGGUCAAAGAGGGCAGCCCGAACUCUAAGUCCCAGCAGCCUCCACUACAGCCCCAAUCACCCUCCCAGUCCCAGCUCCAACUCCCCACCCGGCCUUCCUCCGCCUCCUCGUCCUCACACUCCCACCCCCUCUAAGGGGUGUGCCAACCCCAACCUCCCCCCCUUAGACUCCAGGGGAGAACCACAGAGACCACCCUAGGCAUCUCAAUGCACACAAGCUUCUUUUGUGAUGUUACUCUACAUAAUAUGCUGCUCAAAUGAAAUAAAUAUAUAUUUAUAUGAAAUUAAA